AUGGACCCUGUCUCCUUGUCCCUGGGCAUCGCGGGCAUCCUGCCUCUCGUCGCCACUGCAAUCAGUACCUGUAAAGAGUACAUUGACAACGUCAGAUCGGCGAGGAAGUCCAUUGCGACCUUAAUAACUGAACUUGAAGCUCUUCAAGCCAACGUGACUAAUCUUCACGAACUGCUAAAAAGCGAUUCAUUGAAUGAUAAUGCUCUUCGAUUCCACAACAGUUCCGUUCUUCUGACCUGUUCCGCGGCUUGUGAGGCCAAGCUGAAGGCCCUCUGCAAGCAGCUGGGCCAGGAAGGGAAGGGGACAAGGAGCCGCCUAUGGUGGCCUUUCAGCGAGAAGGAUUAUCAGAAGACGAUUCAGGAACUACGCAAUUUUAGCAACUGGAUGCAAUUUGCCUUGUCGGUCGAUGGCUGCCGGUUAUUAUCGCAGACGUCGGACGAUGUUUUAAAAUUGAUGGAAGAACAGCUGGAACAAUUCAAGACCGUUCAAGGACUUGAAGCAAGCACGCUUCGCAUUCUUGACGUUGUUACAGAUCAAAAGCGCACAAUACAGAAUAACAUCGAGCGAGAGAGGAGAAAGAGCAUUUUGAAUUGGAUAUCCACUUCGAGGCACUAUCAAAAACACAGGCUCAUUCAAGCGUCGAGAGCACAAAAUACUGGGACUUGGAUUCUCCAAAGAGAAGAAUUUGUUCAAUGGCGAACAAAAAGAUCGCCCUCGAAUGUUCUUGUCUGUCAUGGCAUUCAAGGCUCGGGAAAGACGAAUCUUGCCUCGAUUAUCAUCGAUGAACUUCUUGAGACAAACUCUAGCGAGACUUCACCAGUCGCGUACUUCUAUUUCGAUCAUCAAGAUCAAUCUUCUCAAAGUACAUCUGCAGUUUUAUGCAGUAUCCUGAGGCAGCUCCUAGAGCAGAUGACACGAAUCCCAAGUUCCGUCGCUGAAGUAUAUGAGAAGAACGGCCACAAAGAGUCAAUACCACUUAACGAGUGCGAGCGACUACUAAUAGACCUUGCUUUGGACAUGAGAUCAGUAUAUCUAGUGUUUGACGGACUUGAUGAAUCGGGACAUCGAAGGCCUUUUCUUCAGAGCAUACUGAAUGUGGCUCGAAGUGACCACGUCCGUUUGCUGGUUACCAGUCGACCGCACAUUCCCGAUCUUGUAAACCUGUUUCAACAACAUCCGAAUCUUAUGAUCGAGGCUCAUGAGGAAGAUCUCAAAACUUAUCUUUACCAGGAGCUCGAGCAAGGAGAAAUAUACAAUAUCGCGGAUCAAGAAUUUGUGAAUAAAUUGGUUUUGAAACUGACCAAGGGUGCAGAGGGAAUGUUUCUUCUCCCAGUCCUGCGACUCCGUAUCAUUCUCAAAGAGCCUACCCUAGGCGAGAUGGAGGACAGACUAGCAGAUCUUUCCCAUAGUCUCAACGACGCAUUCGCAGAUACCAUAUCCCGUAUCCAACGACUCCCCGAAAGCCGCAGCCGACUCGGAAUGGAUGCGCUGAAAUGGUUGACGCAUACAACAGAGGCAAUGAGGGAAGAGGAACUUAGCGAUGCCUUGGCUGUUCACAAAAAGCAGAGCGCAGUCAACGUAAAGUAUCGUCCAACUACAAAGACCAUUCUCGAAUGCUGCCAGGGCCUUGCGACCGUCGAUGCAGACGGCUGUGUACGACUUGCCCAUUAUGCCAUUCAGGAGUACUUAACAGAGAACUCGGAAGAUCUCUUCCCACGAGCCGAAGCAACACUUGCCGUGACUUGUCUUCGCUACCUUGUCUUUGAGACCUUCCAGGACGGGCCUUGGACAACCGAGACUGAAAUUGAGUCGAAGAUGGCGACAUACCCUUUCCUCGACUGGGCUGCCAGGUACUGGGGACAAUUCACGCGGCGAACAGAAACUGAUGCCGAGGUGUGGUCUGCCCUGCUGAAUUUCUUCUCCUCCCCCGUUGCCCCGGCAGUGACAAACCAGGUGCGACAGUUGUCGAUGGGUUUGAUCGAGGGUUAUUGGAGAGCGAGCGAGUGCAAGAGCUUCACAGCUCUUCAUCAUGCGUCGCGAGAGGGGCUUGAGCGGGCAGUGGAUUGGCUCUUAGAAAGAGACACAUUCAGCGUCAAUGAGCGGACGCGAAUGGGUGCUACGCCCGUGAUCAUGGCCGCCGCCGACGGGCAUCUACAGACGACUCGAAACUUGCUGGCCUACGGCGCUGACCCACUCCUGGAGAACUGGUACGGUAACGCGCUACAAUGUGCCAUCGAGGCGAAUUGCGUUGCCACGGUACGCGAGCUGGUCCGCUGGGGAAUGGAUCCCAACGCCCCCGGGAAAGACGGGCGCGGUUAUCUGAAGUAUGCACUGGAUACCGACUCAGCCGGCGCCUUUGCUGCCCUCGUCGAGCUGGGGGCUGAUAUUGAGUCGCAGUGUAAGGGCGACCCUCAUGGUCAUCUCUUCUUCACUGCGGCAUCGUGGGGCUGCACCGAGGUUGUUGCGCUGAUGCUGGACCGAGGGUGGGCCGAAAUUGAGAUGAGAAAUCCCGGCGGGCUCACAGCACUGCACUGUGCCGUUGCGGCCAGCAAAAUGACGACGACAAGGAGACUGCUUGAUGCUGGGGCCAAUGUCGAUGCGAUGGAUCUGAAGAGGCGUACUGCGCUGGAGUAUGCACAAGCCAAGGGUAACAAGGCUAUGGCGAGGCUGUUGCUGGCCGCAGGAGCCACGCCCCGGGGUGAGAAUCGUGUGUCCGGGAGGGCGACGAGGGCGACUCGAUGGAUUUAA
Penicillium daleae is the source of this 2748-nucleotide messenger RNA. Its product is annotated as ankyrin. The transcript has 3 exons. NCBI's taxonomy places the organism in Eukaryota, Fungi, Ascomycota, Eurotiomycetes, Eurotiales, Aspergillaceae. Bases 1 to 2748 code for a protein of 915 amino acids. The record is from RefSeq and is a predicted model, not a curated record. Gene Ontology annotation, molecular function: protein binding.